This is a messenger RNA of Punctularia strigosozonata HHB-11173 SS5, 1769 nucleotides long. Its product is annotated as peptidase C14. The record is from RefSeq and is a predicted model, not a curated record. NCBI's taxonomy places the organism in Eukaryota, Fungi, Basidiomycota, Agaricomycetes, Corticiales, Punctulariaceae. The transcript has 16 exons. Gene Ontology annotation, biological process: proteolysis. Gene Ontology annotation, molecular function: cysteine-type endopeptidase activity. The coding region runs from base 457 to 1440 and encodes 327 amino acids.
GGCGGCCCCGGCGGCUUCGGAUCUCCCCCACCCUUCCCCAACGCCCCUGGCUUCCCCGCUCCACCUUUCGGUGGCCCGCCGCCCGCUGGCCCACCCGGCGGCGGAUACAACCCGUCGUACGCGCCCUCGUACGGCCCGCCCUCGGGACCCCCAGGCGGCGGAUACGGCGGAGGGUACGGCUCGCCAUCCGGUCCGCCCCCGAUCCCGUCCAGCACCUAUCCCGGACAGCAGCGCGACGGGUAUGGCGCCCACAGCCCGUACGCACCCCCGAGCGGCCCUCCUCCCGGCGGAAGCAGUCCAUAUGCGCCUCCAGCGGGUGCUCCUCCCGCCGCGAGUUCGUAUGGCGGGAACCAGGGCGGAUACGGAGGAGGAUACGGAGGUGGGUCGGGAUACGGCGGCGACCAGGGCGGGUACGGUGGAGGCGGAGGAUAUGCGCCGCCAGCGGGCCCGCCUCACAUGCCGCCCAGCCAGCAACAGUUCUACGGCCCGCACUUCGAAGCGAACGGGCGCGAUGCGCAGCCGUUCUUCCAGUACUCGCAGUGUACGGGUCGCAAGCGGGCGCUGGCGAUCGGCAUCAACUACGUCGGUCAAAACGGCGAGCUGAAGGGGUGUAUCAACGACGCGAACAACAUGGUCAACUUCCUGUGCUCCUCGUACGGAUACAACCGGGACGACAUCGUGAUGUUGACCGACGACGCACAAAACGCGCGCCAGAUCCCAACGAAGGAGAACAUCUUCCAAGCGAUGCAAUGGCUCGUCCGUGAUGCGCAGCCGAACGACUCCCUCUUCUUCCACUAUUCAGGGCACGGUGGACAAACGAAGGACCUAGAUGGUGACGAAGAAGACGGCUACGACGAAGUCAUCUACCCAGUGGACUACCAAGACGCCGGGCACAUCGUAGACGACGACAUGCACGCUAUCAUGGUUCGCCCCCUCCCUCCCGGCUGCCGUCUCACCGCCAUCUUCGACUCCUGCCACUCCGGCUCCGCGCUCGACCUGCCCUACAUCUACUCCACCGAGGGCAAGAUCAAGGAGCCCAACCUCGCCGCGGAGGCGGGCCAAGGUCUCCUCUCCGCCGUCACCUCCUACGCGCGCGGCGACAUGGGCGGCGUAUUCAAGAGCGCCAUGGGCGUGUUCAAAGCCGCCACCGGGAACCAGUCCAAGGCGUCCCAGUACGCGAAGCAGACGCGGACGAGUCCGGCCGACGUCAUCUCGUUCUCGGGUUGCAAGGACUCGCAGACGAGCGCGGAUACGGUCGAGGCCGGGAGCGCGACGGGCGCGAUGAGUUACGCUCUGAUCACCGCCCUGACCGAGAACAAGUCGCCGACGUAUCAGCAGCUGCUGGUCGCGCUGAGGACCAUUCUAAAGAACCGCUACAGCCAAAAGCCGCAGCUUUCGAGCUCGCAUCCCAUGGACACGAACGUAAUCUUCAUCAUCUAACGGCGGGCCUAGCCCCAGUGGAGAUCCUUCUUGGUUGCGUUUUCGUUAUCUCUCUUUCUCCCUCGUCUCGUUUCUGUUGUGUGUGACGGACGCUCUCGCGUGUACUCUACUGUACUGCCUCUAUCUACUCGAAACAUGCUGGCGACGACAAAACUCGCCAUCGUACGCUCUAUGAUGUAUGCAAUAUCGCCGCGACUCGAAAUCGUGCUGUCCAUGCAAUGCCAUUGUACUCUACGCUUCGAAGCGAUCACCGACGAUCAGGUGCCGGCUGCCUGGCCGAGGGCUUUCGUCCUCUCCUCGCUGUACGCGUAUUUGGAUCGCAUCCGGAG